AUGGUGUGGAAGUUUAACACUCUGAUCCAGGCCCAGGCCCGUGAGCUGUCCCACCUGCGCCAGAGGAUGCGUGAGGGGCGCGGGGUGGGCCACAUCUUGACCCAGCACCUGGGUGACACCACCAAGGCCUUCGAGGAGCUGCUUCGUGCCAACGACAUAGACUACUACAUGGGCCAGAGCUUCAGAGAACAGCUGGCACAGAGCAGCGCCCUGGCACAGAGAGUCAGCACCAAGAUCAGCGGACGAGACCAUCCCGAGAUUCCUGACGACAAGACUGGCACAGAGCUGCUCGCCAUACGCCCACCAGCAAACAAGACCCAGUUGAGAGGCGUUGCCACGGCGACGACCCCCCACAACGAGGACGAGGACAACAACUGUCUCCCUGGUGUGACGGAGGAGGAGCAGGAGGAACGGGAGCAGCAGAAAGGCCAGGAUGGAGGCUCUCUAGCCCAGGGAGGAGGGCCUUUGGUGGGGAAGGCUGGCCAGGCGAGCAGUGGGCCCAGGCCAAUGGCUCCUCUGUGGAAGGCCAUGCUGUCUAAAAGCAGCCCUCUGUACAGAGACUCUCUGUUCUCCUUCUCUCUGUGGGAGAGCAGGGCCCAGGAGAGAGAACUGGCCCUGUAUAGAAAACACACUGACAGAGAGAGAAAGGCCCUGCACAGGCAGAUGGAAAAGCUGAGUAAGGAGCUCCAACAGAAGGAUAACGUGAUCGAUUCUCUCCGCGCCAAACUCACCCAGCAYCAACCUCGUUCUGACACACCAUGCAGUAGCCACGCCCUCUCUGACACCACCGACCAAUCAGACCAGAUCUCCUUUGUGUCCGAUGAGCAGGGCUCCACCAAUGAGGAUCUGGGGCCGUGCUCAGACAUUGACGCGGCCAGUGAGUAUGGCCAGACCUCUACAGUGGACCAGUGUCCAGUUCUCUCUCCCACCCAGCCCCAGUCCCAGCCCCAGUCCCAGCCCCAGUCCCAGCCCCAGUCCCAGCCCCAGUCCCAUCCCCGCUACCACUCCGACUCUCCCUCUCAGAGAGUCCCCUUGUCCUUCAACCUCCAGACUGCAACCCUGCGACCCCGUUACCAUGGAAGCAGGCCUGGGGCCUUCUCCCUGGCAGAGGUUCACCAGGAGCUGCAGAUGUUACAGAGACAGCUGGGAGAAACUGAGCGUUUUUCCGUUCCUUCAGUCAAGCCGUUUUGGUUCCCCAUGUCGGCCCACCCCCACCCACAGACAGACCCCUCCAGUUACAUGCCCCAGCCUCUGUCCUACCCACACUUCCACCCCGCUGGUCUGAAUGCUAGCCUCAAUGCUAGCCCUGCCAUGAAGGCAGGCGCCAGCCUCCUGGAGAGCAGUGCAAUGUGGGACAUGGCCUACGGUGCUCGGUCAAUGAGAGGUGGCACUGCCAAUUUGUCAUCAGGGUCGUCAGGUUACCAGUCUUGCACCAGCCUUACAGGUUCUGACCUGAUUAAAGAACACCUGAGCGAGAUCGGGAGUCUACGUCAACGCCUGGGGGAUUCCAUCCAGACCAACGACCUCCUCCGACAGCAGCUGGAGGAGGGACUGGUCAACCAAGCCAGAGGUGCUCCCACCAACAUCUACAUCCAGGGCUUGGACUCUAUCAGCCAGCUGUCCAGUGAGAUCAGAUUUCUGAAAGUGGAGAACCUCAGCCUGCAGGACCGACUCCAACAGGCCAGCAGAGACGGGAGUAAGGAGGGGGAGCAGCUGCGCGAGGCGGUGCUGUUGGGCCGUGCCCGUGUGAAGGAUGCGGAGUUAGAGACUGAGCGGUGGGCGGAACAGGGCAGGAGGCUGUACACGCAGACACAGGCUCAGACCCUGGAGAUCACUCAGCUGAAACAGGACAGGCAGAGCAACCAGGAGACCAUCAACAGGUUGCAGCACGAUGUGAAUGUCAAGCAGCAGCAGUUGUGUGAGAGCCGUGGCCUGGCCCACUCUCUACAGUAUGACCUCCAGAUAUACCACAGAGAGUGUGGCGUCCCCAAGAACACAAACACAAGUGAGGGGUCCCACUCGGGGGAGUCUGCAUCCUUUGACCCCAGGGACCUGCAUGUUCAGCUAGGGCAGCAGUUGACUUCUGGGACACGACCUCCUGGAGCCAGGAUACACGACCCUGCUCUCUCUACCCCUGUCCGAGACACUGGACUCUUCAGCCCUGCUUCCCCUCUCUCCCUCACACUGGAACCCCGGAAGGUUGACUUUUCUCUUGAGGGCCAGGCUCCAGACGGACCCUUCGCAAACCGUAAUGGCCACCAUGUUGUGGGCCACGUGGAUGACUUCAGCGCCCUGCAGCAGAAGAUCCUGGAGGGGCGUGUCCUCAUUGGAAAGAUGGAGGCUGCCCUCCGGGCCACCGCCAACCACGCCCUGCUGGAGCUCAGCCUGGACAAGGAGAACGAGCAGAGAAUGUCCUCSCUUGGCCUCACUUCUUUCCCCUCCUCCUCCUCCUCUUCCUCCCAUCCCUGGGUUGGUAAAGGUGAAAACCCAAGAGGCUUCUGUGAGCUCACCCAGUCUGCUGGUGGGGGUAUCGUGAAACCCCAGAUCCAGGCUCCAUAAUCCAGGACCCCUACAGUCCUGUGGCCUAAUACCCAGGGUCUGACCCAUGUGGUUGACGUACCGCGUUCCCUACAGGCAGCUUCUUUGUGAUGCACCAGCUCCAACUUCCGCCUAAUACUGGGAGACAGGAUACUUCCUGUUGAAACACGGGACAUAAUCUCAGGUUUCUGGUUAAAUAAGGAGAACACUUUAGUUGAGGGGAGACUGUCUGAUAGUCAGUAGGGGUUCAGCCAGGUGCUCUUUGUGAUGCUCUUUUAUGCCAAGCGGAACAGUGAUUAAUGAAUGUUGACGACUGUCUUAUGUCAGGUGUUAUGUAUAGCUCAUGUAGGUGUUACGAAGGUACCUCAACUGAAGUGUUUCCCCUAUUUUACCUGAGACAUAUAUUAUGUUUUGAGCUCUAUAUGAAACCUCUUCAAGGAUCCUAUGACAAUCAACCUUGAACAAGCCAGGAAUAGAGGCUUUUAAAAAGCCAAACUAGACUAAAGUGCUUCCUUUUUGCUUCUAACAAGGCAAGUUUGUAAGUGUGUGUAUGUGUAAAGUAGUUGCAUGUUGUUUGAGGGGYAAAAAAGCCAUAUUUAUAGAUGUUAGAUACCCUGUUUCGUACGAUACUUCUUCUGCCAUUGAAAUGGUCUGUUACUGAUGUCACAAGAUGUAAACACUAUUCAGAUUUUAAAGAUCCUAUGGAUGGGUUGACCCUAGAACUGUCUUCCUGCUGAACUGCUCGAACCUGUAACCAUACUAAAGAUGUAAAGAUUGUUCCCAGCUUUAAAUCUAGUCUCUCGACCUAAGUCCUUAAAGCAGGCGGCAUACUGCUGCCAGCUGCAAUACAUUCAACUAUGACCUGCUGAUGUAUUCCAAUGACCUAUUUAAGAAAGUGACAGGAGCAUUUGGUGCUUGGUCCAAAAUAAGUUGUAAUUUUUAAAAUGUUUGAUUUUAAACAMAAAUGCCUCGGAGGCGAAUGGACCACACAAUGUUUUUUUCUCCAAAUUUGUAAAGUUGUUUUAAUUUGGGCUAACAUUUAAACCCUUCUAAGACAAAAAAAAUGUCAAUAUUAUUUUGAUUUGAUUUUUUUUAUUCUGUUAUGGUAACCAUAGAUGUUAUUUUCUAUUAACAAAAUCUGUGACAAUCAUCAGCAGGAUAUGUGAAAACUUGGUUUCUUACACUGAGAUAUGCAAAGCUGUAUCUGUAUAAGAUGUACUGUAUGUACAUAAUGGCAGGGGCGUACAUUAAAACAGCUUUUUUUGUGUCAGGAAGAGAAGGUCAGGGGCUGAAAUAAUUUUUUAUGCAUGUGUAAUAUAUCAAAUCCAAUUUUAUUUGUCGAAUACCGUGAAAUGCUUACUUACAAGCCCUUGUUGUUUUAGGGAGAAGCUUUUCAAUAAAACGGGACUAAAAUAUGAA
This is a messenger RNA of Salvelinus sp. IW2-2015, 3957 nucleotides long. NCBI's taxonomy places the organism in Eukaryota, Metazoa, Chordata, Actinopteri, Salmoniformes, Salmonidae. The record is from RefSeq and is a predicted model, not a curated record.